Messenger RNA from Cuscuta campestris, 1593 nucleotides. Lineage: Eukaryota; Viridiplantae; Streptophyta; Magnoliopsida; Solanales; Convolvulaceae. The record is from the annotation of a GenBank genome assembly.
GGAGAAAAUGGAGAACCCAUUAACGCCCGCCCCCUGGUUCAGAGAAUCCAUCCACUGUUCCACAGUCCAUUUAUAAUCUUCCAGACACUUUCAUUCUCUACUUUCCCGAGUUCUUCUGUCCCUCUAAUUUAUUUGAGUUUUCGUCUGUUGUCUGAACCGGACUGGAAAAUUCACUCGGCAAAAUGUCAGCUCCCUCUGAUUCCGUCUUUGCCCAUGUUGUUCGUGCUCCUGAAGAUCCCAUCCUCGGGGUCACUGUGGCUUACAACAAUGAUCCUAGCCCAGUAAAGCUGAAUUUGGGGGUCGGUGCUUAUCGUACUGAGGAAGGGAAGCCCCUUGUUCUUGAUGUGGUGAGGCGGGCUGAGGAAAUGCUUGUAAGCGAUCGGUCUCGUGUGAAAGAGUAUCUACCCAUAACUGGAUUGGCAGAUUUUAACAAACUGAGUGCAAAGCUGAUAUUUGGAGCUGAUAGCAAUGCCAUUCUAGAGAAUAGAGUGACCACUGUCCAAUGUUUGUCUGGAACUGGUUCAUUGAGAGUCGGUGCAGAGUUUCUGGCUAAGCAUUACUCUCAGCAUACUAUAUAUAUUCCUGUACCAACAUGGGGAAAUCAUCCAAAGGUUUUCACAUUAGCGGGAUUGUCGGUAAAAACCUACCGCUACUAUAACCCUGAAACACGGGGAUUGGAUUUCCAGGGAUUGUUAGAUGAUCUUAGUGAUGCGCCAGAGGGAGCAAUAGUCCUUCUCCAUGCUUGUGCUCAUAACCCAACUGGUGUAGACCCAACUGCUGAGCAGUGGGGGAACAUCAGGCAGCUAAUGCGAUCCAAAAAGUUGCUACCUUUCUUUGACAGUGCUUAUCAGGGGUUUGCUAGUGGCAGUCUUGAUACAGAUGCACAAGCUGUUCGCCUUUUCGUUGCAGAUGGUGGUGAAUGCCUUGUGGCUCAGAGUUAUGCAAAGAAUAUGGGAUUGUAUGGGGAACGCGUUGGUGCCCUAAGCAUUGUUUGCACAAAUGGAGAUGUUGCUGCCAGGGUUGAAAGCCAAUUAAAGCUAGUCAUCAGGCCUAUGUACUCAAGCCCACCCAUUCAUGGUGCAUCUAUUGUUGCUACCAUACUCAAAGACAGACAAUUGUUUGAGGAAUGGACCCUUGAACUGAAAGCAAUGGCUGAUCGAAUCAUCAGUAUGCGUCAGCAACUGUUUGAAGCUCUACAAUCUAAAGGCACACCAGGUGACUGGAGUCAUAUUAUCAAACAAAUUGGAAUGUUUACUUUCACAGGAUUAAAUGCUGAUCAAGUUGCAUUUAUGACAAGAGAGUAUCACAUCUACAUGACGUCGGAUGGGAGAAUUAGCAUGGCCGGGCUCAGUUCUCAGAAAGUUCCUCAUCUUGUCGAUGCAAUACAUGCUGCCGUUACCAAAUCAGCCUGAACUAGAUACUUACCAUAGUGUUCUGUCAAGUAGUCUUGAGUUUUGGCUGUCUAUGUGAUUCAAUAAAUAUUCUCAUACAAGACAAAUUUUGAAUGAAACCUGUUUUCCCUUCUCAGAUGGAAUGGAUCUUUCUGCUCUUUUCAAACCUGCAAGUUAAUUACCCAUUAGUAUAUGGUGUUAU